Molecule: messenger RNA, 543 nt
Organism: Metarhizium robertsii ARSEF 23
Lineage: Eukaryota; Fungi; Ascomycota; Sordariomycetes; Hypocreales; Clavicipitaceae
Exons: 1
Coding region: 1-543 (180 amino acids)
Source: RefSeq, a predicted model, not a curated record
AUGAAAUCGCCCGCCCGGGUACAGUUAAACACGUCCAAGGUCCAGGGCACUCCUGCCCUUGCCAUAUCUUUGAGUGACCUCAGUGCCUUGCAAGUCUACCUCGAGUCGGAUUCGAUAGCCAGCGAGUGGGUAUCAGGAAACUGGGUGAAUAAGAAGUCGGGCCUCAGCGCCGCGCUUUCAGGCAAUGUGGACGUGGGGAAGCGGUUCGAGAUGAUGGCUCUCAGCAUGACGAGUUAUCUGCGCUCUGGGCCAAACUCGAUCCCGGCAGCCGGGACGAGCUUCAGCAGCCAGCCCUUUGUUUCCGCGCGGUGGCCGUAUUUGAUAGGACCCGGCAUCAUUCAGUCUGCGGCGUUGCUAUUUACCAUGAUGGCCAUAGCCGGGAACCGGAAAAGCCGCAAUGUGCCGCUGUGGAAGUCGUCUGCGCUUGCCGUUCUCGCUUGUCACUAUGAUAGCCAGUCUGGCAAAAUACAGGCCAUUGGUAUGACGGUGGACAUGAAAGAGAUGGAGAAUACGGCAGAGAAGAGUCUCGCACAGCUGGAGUAG